AGAUGUCAGAGGAGCCGUUGGAAAUUGAAGCAGUGUACUUGUACGAGAAGGAGAAUGCCGAGUCCCAUCGCACCUUCAACUUCGAGAUGGUCCAUCAGGAUCCGGCGAUUCCCGUCCUUCGACGAGGACAAGCCUUCCAUAUGGCUUUGAGAUUCAAUCGCGAGUACGUGGACGAAACUGAUAUUGUCCGAUUACUCUUCAGCUUCGGCCCGAACCCCAAUGUGCUGCGGGGCACCAGAGGAGUUAAUACAAUCACCAACAGGGAAGCUUACCUGACUGAUCUGGAGGCUUGGGGUGUCCGUAUGAUUGGUGCUCACGGGGUGGAUUUAUCUGUCGAGGUCAGAAGUCCGAUCGACAGCCCCGUUGGAGUAUGGCAAUUGAACGUGGAGACCAAUACUCUCGGCAGAAGGAAAGCGCCGAAUACUUACAGUUAUGAUAAAGAUAUCUACUUGCUCUUCAACCCGUGGUUGAAAGAGGAUUUGGUGUACAUGGAGGAUGAACAAUUGCUCGAUGAAUACAUCCUGAACGAUGUUGGGAAGAUAUGGGUAGGUCCAUGGGGUAGUUCUCGUGGUAGAGAAUGGGUCUUUGGGCAAUUCGACGCGUGUGUGUUACCAGCUUGCCAAUUGUUGCUCGAAAGAUCCGGUAUUAAGGCGAUUUCCAGGGGCGAUCCAGUCAAGAUGGUUCGAGCAAUCUCGAGAAUCGUAAAUUCAAAUGAUGAUAAAGGCGUGCUAACCGGUCGCUGGGAUGGCGAAUACAGCGACGGUACCGCGCCGGCCACUUGGACCGGAAGUGUGCCUAUCCUCGAGCAGUUCUGGGAGACUGGCAAUGAGGUAAAAUACGGUCAAUGCUGGGUUUUCGCUGGUGUCGUCACCACGGUGUGUCGUGCCCUGGGAAUUCCGUCGAGAGUGGUGUCCAAUCUGGUAUCGGCCCAUGACGCUAAUGCCUCGUUAUCGGUGGAUCGUUACUACGAUCUAAAUAACGAGGAACUCGAGUACGAUCCGAACAAUCCCAUGGGCGAGGACUCUAUCUGGAACUAUCAUGUAUGGAACGACGUGUGGAUGGCGAGACCGGAUCUUCCUAAGGGUUACGGUGGCUGGCAGGCCAUCGACGCCACUCCUCAGGAGCAGUCAAAUAACUUUUAUCAAUGCGGUCCGGCGUCGGUGGAGGCUAUCAAGGAAGGUGCCGUUGGUUACAAUUAUGAUGUGACCUUCAUGGUGGCAUCUGUGAACGCGGAUCUGAUGAGAUGGAAGGAGGACCCGGAGAGUGAUUUGGGAUAUUCCAAGAUUGAUUGCAACAAGUACCACAUCGGUCGUAUGAUUUUAACGAAGGCGCCAUGGAUUUUUGAUCCUAAUGGAGAUAAGGAUAGGCAGGACAUAACGUCACUUUAUAAAGCCAAGGAAGGUACCGAGGUCGAGAGACUGACUCUGUACAGGGCGGUGCGUAGUACCGAGAUGGCAAAAAGAUUUUACUCGCUACCGUCUCCAGGUAAAGAGGAUGUUGAGUUCGAUCUUGUCGAGCUCGAACGCGUCAACAUCGGCGAACCGUUUGCAGUGACCGUGAGCAUUAAGAACAAGUCCGAUGAAAUGCGCACUAUUCAGGCUAUCUUGUCAGCCGGCAGCGUUUACUAUACUGGAGUUAAGGCGAACCUGGUGAAGAGAGCUUCCGGCGACUUCGUGCUUCAACCAAAUGCCACGGAACAAUUAAGGCUCACCGUGACACUAAACGAUUAUCUGGACAAGUUGGUGGAGUAUUGCAUUAUGAAGCUAUAUUGUAUCGCCACAGUUAAGGAAACUCGGCAAACUUGGGCAGACGAAGAUGAUUUUCAAGUUUUAAAACCGAAUAUCGAUGUCAAGAUCGAAGGUGAACCAGUAGUUGGACAACCAUCGACCAUCACACUGAGCUUCAAGAAUCCCUUGAAGAGAACCUUGACCAAUUGCCAAUUUAACUAUGCUGGGCCCGGUCUUUCCAGGAACAAGACUUUAACUUUCAGGGACGUCAGGCCUGAGGAGGAUGUUUAUGUGGAGCAUCAGCUCGUGCCGCAAAAGCCCGGAGAGCAGAAGAUAAUCGCCACUUUCACUUCAAAAGAAUUGGUCGAUAUCACCGGUUGCGCAACUGUCGAUGUCCUUGAAGCCGAAUGAAUAGCUACGUG
Cyphomyrmex costatus is the source of this 2149-nucleotide messenger RNA. RefSeq names its product hemocyte protein-glutamine gamma-glutamyltransferase. The coding region runs from base 3 to 2138 and encodes 711 amino acids. The transcript has 7 exons. Gene Ontology annotation, biological process: peptide cross-linking. The record is from RefSeq and is a predicted model, not a curated record. Gene Ontology annotation, molecular function: protein-glutamine gamma-glutamyltransferase activity. Lineage: Eukaryota; Metazoa; Arthropoda; Insecta; Hymenoptera; Formicidae.